GCGGAACAACAAACUACUGCAGGCACACCUGCACGCGGAACGACAGCAACGACAGCAGUACUAGCAAGACCUGGCCGCUGUAACGGCCGACGUCCGCGACGCAGCAAUGCAGCAGCAGCAACAGCAACAGCUGAUGAACUCUACCAUUGCACGCAUCAACGACAUUGAGGCCAAGGCCUCAGCAGCGCCAGGCUGCACGACGGACGCGACGAAGCAAAUCAACGAACGCAUCGAUCACGUAGUCACCAUCAUCGGCGACAUAGGUGUUUUCAACGGACCGGACACGAUAAGCAGCACGGUGGCCGCCAUCAAGACGGACAUCACCAAGCUACAGACGAGACCGGACGCCGCUACAAAGAUGUUCAAGAUGCCGCACUUCGACAACUGCAAGUUCGACGACUACAACAAGUCGGACGCUUUGACAUGGAUGAACCACCUAGCAAACUGUCCCGACGAACGACAUGUUGAAGGCACACUCUAUUUGCAACUGAUUGGAGGAGCGCAGGCAUGGAUGAACCACCUCGCGGCCACCCACAAGUGCACCAUCGCCAAACUCCACACGCACAUCACGUGGAAGGAGUUCGAGCAGCUAUGGUUCACCCGGUUCAUGGUCCGCAACGUCGUGAAGGCGGCCAUGAAUGAGGUGUACGCAUGCUCUCAGGGGAACAUGCCAACUCGAGACUGGACAACCAAGUGGCAAAAGAUAGUGACCAUACCAGGCUUCGACUUGACGUUCCCAAAUCAACGAUCCGAGUUCUUCUCGCGAUCAUGCGCGGGAUUGCGGUCGGCACUCGGUAAUGAGUACGACUAUACCACAUUCCAGGGCAUUCUGGAUCGAGCGAACUUGGUCAUCCAAACGGACGACAAGGCCGCUAACGAGAGACAAUCCCAGCCGCACUAUGUGGCUAAGCAGGCCUAUCAACGUCCGGCACAUAACAAUGUCGUGAUUUCUGCGGAAACCGACGACCACCACGCUGCAGCAGCAUCCUCGAGUGAUGGAGGAAUUGUCACAGCGCUCCCGCCGAAGCGUCCCAAGACAGUUCGAAAGAACAAGGCGACACAAGAGACGACAGCGACGAGAGCUGGACAGCUAUGGACGGCAUAUAAGAUCACCAAGGAGGUCUAUGACCUACGUCAGAAGUACGGAUACUGCCUUUGGUGCAACGGAGUCACCCAUGUGACCGCACAAUGCCCCGAAAAGGGCAAGGCACGCUGUCACGAGGACGGUCGGCAUCCGRUUGAGUAUUUCUCCCAAAAGGUGCCUCUCGUCAACACUCUCGACGACGCUAGGAAGAAAGAGCUACUUGCGUUCGUCACCGUUCUCAAACGGUGGCGCCACUUUCUUCUCAGCCGUCGGCGGUUCAAAUGGAAUACGGACAACAAUCCGUUGACCUUUUAUAAAACACAGGACACGGUCACUAGCACGAUCGGUCGAUGGAUGUAUUACAUCGACCAAUUCGAUUUUGAUCCGUGUCACAUUCCCGGUCCCGCCAAUCAAGCUGCGGACGCCCUCUCACGACGGCCCGACUUUUGUGCCAUCGUGACCACGGCAUUCGACCUCGAUGACGAUCUGCAGCAGCAUUUCGUCAAAGGCUACAAGUGCGAUCCGACUUACUCUACGCUUUACGCAGAGCUUUCAUCGGAUCACCCGCCGGCUAGCCACUAUCGGAUUUUCGACGGGUUCCUUCUCCUUCACACRAGAGGAAAGGACUUGUUAGUUGUGCCCCAAGAUCGCAUCUUAUGGACUAGUCUUCUCGGCGAAUUCCACGAUGCACGACUUUCGGCACACCUUGGCGUGAACCGCACACUAGCACGCCUCCGCCAGCGUUUUCACUGGCCCGACGUCCUUCAUGACGUCAYGAGGUACAUUGAGUCAUGUGCAGUUUGCCACCGAAACAAGGGUCGAUCUCGAGUCCCCUUCGGCGAACUGAAACCGUUGCCGAUUCCCCGAGCACCACGCCUCUCCAUUGCUAUGGACGUGACAGGCCCGUUUCCCCGCGAUCGCCACGGCCAUGACGGUAUUCUCACGGUCAUUGACCGUUUGAGCAACGACCGAGAUACUCGCUUCAUGUCAGCCUUUUGGACUUCUCUCAUGACGGAGUCCGACACGACAAUGAAGCCGAGCUCGACUCGGCACCCGCAGACGGAUGGUCAAACGGAGCGAGCGCACCAGACCGCUCUGAUGAUGUUGCGUACGCUCAUCCGUCCCGACCAGAAAGAUUGGGUUGACCGGCUUCCYGACAUCGAGUUCGCCUACAACACUUCGGUGCACCCGGCGAUCUGCGUCACACCAUUCGAGCUACAUCAUGGUGGAGAGAAAGCACGGAUCUUCGCUGAUCUCCUUUUGCCACAGGAUGCCGACAUAGACGUCCCUUGCUCUCCCGCUUCUGUCAGGAAGUAUCGGGACUUGCUGAUCAAAGCCCGCACAAACAUGCAAAAAACUCAGAUCCGCAUGCAACAACAAGCUAACCGACGUCGACUUCCAUGUCCUUUCUGCGAGGGAGACCUUGUUUGGGUCCUCUCCGAGGAAUUUGCGCUCGAGCAGGAUGUUUCGUCCAAACUCCUUCCCAAAUGGUUCGAACCAUGGGAAGUCACUUCUGCCGUUGGAGACGACCCCGCAGGUCCUUCCUUCGUGAUCAACAUUCCACCGCACCUGACACUGCAUCGGGUCUUCCAYGCAUCGAAGCUGGCCAUCUACACGCCACCUUCAGCUGACGAGUUCCCCGGACGUCGAUCACAGGAUCCGCCUUCUAUGGACGGACAUCAGGAAGUUGACCGAGUCAUCACGCACCGCAAGCAUGGCAACAAGCCAAGGCAGUACAAAGUCACAUUUAAGCAAUGUGCGCCUGAUGACACUCGGUGGAUCUCCAGUACAGAUUUGCAGACUUCUGCACCCCUCAUAUUCGCCGACUACGAGAAGCGACGCCUUGCUAAGGAUGCAGCUCGUCCCGCCCGACCCACCCCGGUAGCGGACAGACAACUUCGCCCUCGCAGGUAGCUCGGUCUUUUAAGAGGGGGAGUGUGUUACAUCUUCGACGCACACGGGUCCUACCGGACCCGACUUAG
This is a messenger RNA of Chara braunii, 3066 nucleotides long. NCBI's taxonomy places the organism in Eukaryota, Viridiplantae, Streptophyta, Charophyceae, Charales, Characeae. The record is from the annotation of a GenBank genome assembly.